AUGGCUUCAGGUCCCAAGCACCAACGGGCUCUCGGGAUUGUGACUCUGCUACCCUGCUUAUUUCAGGUUGUGUUGGGUCAUGGCUCACUUCACGAAUACGGCUCAGUCCCGCUUACAUUGAGGCCGGUAGCCGUUGACGUGACAUGCCCCUUACCAGUGGACGACAAUGCGGUUCAGAGCUCACCAUGGACGCACCCACCAGAAUGCGAGCACACAACUGACGGCACCGUGAAGUACUGCGCCUACACCAACUCAAACCACGGUCCCCGCGGAUGGAGCAUCAUCACUACCCCGGAGACCGCGGCCAACAGCGCCUCCUUCCUUACCCAGCAGCUGAAUGUAUCGAGCUCGCGUGAUGCGCCAUACAAGAUGGUCGACAUCCCCGGCAAGGGCAAGGGUAUCGUCGCCACGAGGCCUAUCAAGCAGUACGAGGAAAUCCUCGUCGAGCACGCGGCCAUGUUAGUGGACAUCGCCUUCACAGUGAAGGUCCAGGCCACCCGGGGCUACCGGCUCUUGCACGCGGCCGUCGACCGGUUGUCGGACCCGGUCAGUGUCUUGGAGCUGGGCAAAAGCAACGGAUUGGCGCAGGACGAGGUGGAGAAUAUCCUCCGGACUAAUGCUUUCAACACGCCUAUGGAAGGGGUGCCGCACCUUGCGUUGUACCCGACUGUUUCGAGAAUCAACCACGGCUGUAACCCAAACGCAAACACGCGGCCCAUGCCCGAAACCCUCCAAAUCAGCAUAAUCGCCUCCAGAGAUAUUGCCGCCGGCGAGGAAAUCACCCACAGCUACCUCCCCCUCGGUCUCACCUCCACCGAACGCGCCCUCAAACUCCACCGCCAAUGGAACUUCACCUGCACAUGCCCCCUCUGCGCCUCCCCACCCGCCACCCUCGCCGCGUCCGACACGCUCCGCCGCUCCGUCUCCCGCCUCCGCAAGGAAGCCAUCGCGGCCUUCCAGGCCGGCAAGCCGUACGCGGCGCUGCGGCUGACGCGGCAGGUGGCGGGGCUGUUGGAGGAGGCCCCGGAGGGGGAGUUGCGGCCGUUGCUGGGGGAGCAGUACGAGAAUAUGGCGAGGGUGUGGUUUGUGUUGAGGGAUAGGGGGGAGGCAGAGAGGUGGGGGCGGAGGGCGUUGGAGGUGUUGGAUGGGCCGGGGGGGGCGGGGGAGAGGGAGUUGGAGGGGUUGUGGAGGCGGUUUGAGGAGGAGGAGGGGGGACGGUAUUGA
Messenger RNA from Chaetomium globosum CBS 148.51, 1224 nucleotides. RefSeq lists its product as uncharacterized. The transcript is spliced from 4 exons. Bases 1 to 1224 code for a protein of 407 amino acids. The record is from RefSeq and is a predicted model, not a curated record. Lineage: Eukaryota; Fungi; Ascomycota; Sordariomycetes; Sordariales; Chaetomiaceae. Gene Ontology annotation, molecular function: protein binding.